UUGAGUAGCAGAUUUUUGAAACACGAUAGCUGACGGCACAUCUGUGACGCCACACUCCAUCCGGGUCCUCCGCGCCUGGGCCAUGACGUCACGGGGUCCAGGAAUGGCGGCGCUGUCUGCAGAGGGAAGCAGCCCGAAGAGCCCGAAACUUUGUUCCUAACAUCGCUCAGCGGAUACACGAGCUCCACCGCUCCACCAACGGCCAUAUCCUCCUCUUAAAGAGGCAGCACAACGGUAGAACCCAGUCUCGACGUUGUUACCGCUGAAUUCUAACGUCCCAGGCUCUAUUAGUUUGGUUGACUUUGCGAGGGCCAAAAGACAAGAGCAAAGACAGCGACUAACGGUACAUAAAAACAACAAGCACCCUAAAGCAUCCUCUUUCGACUCCGUCCAUUUCAUAGAAGGAUCUUACUUGUGUUUUGCUAGUUUUUUGUCUAGCUCAUAAACCGAAAGGCGAGACGCUGGCCUGAUAAGGUGAAGCACCAGCUGCGGGUUUGAUGCCACGAUGGAGAGUUUAACACUGAGCGAUGUCGAGCAGAAAUAUUACUCUGAACUCUUCCUCUCCUGUGAUGUGGAUAACACCAAGAAAGUGGCUUCCAAUGGCAAAGUUCUGGACCUCUUCCGGGCGGCCCAGCUCUCAAACGAAGUGGUCCUUCAGAUUACUGAACUUUGUGGAGCCACACGUCUCGGCCAUUUCGGUCGGAGUCAGUUCUACAUCGCACUGAAGCUCAUUGCACUGGCCCAGUCUGGAAUGCCCCUGCGUGUGGAGAGCCUGAACAGUGUCAGGGAUUUACCCCUCCCUCGCUUUGUGAUGGGCAAGAAUGAGCAGGAGACGAGGCACGCGGUCAUGUUCGCAGAUGCAGAGAAUCAGGGGCACUACCUCCCCAGACCUCCAGGCCGAGUGCAAGCCAAAAAAGUGUCAGUGCAUGAGAUGAUUCAGCCCUGUGUGCCCACUGUUGAUCCUCAGCCGGACACCACAUCUCCUGUAGUGUCGCCACACCAGUCCCCUCCCACUUCGCCCCAUGCCUGGAGGAAGCACAAACGCCAGGCCAGCGGUGGAAAUGUGGACAGACAGCCCUCAGUGCCAGGAGUUGUUUGGCCACCUUUUAGAGAAGCACAGCCAGGACCAGUAACAGCUGACGGGAUGUGGUCCACCCAUUCACCCCCUCCUGUCCAAGAAAGUUGGGUCAGCUUUACAGACACACCCCCCUCCAGCACACUUCCAAUGCAUCCCCCCUCAGCUCAGCCGGAGAGCACAACAGUACGGACUAUGACAUCUGUAAUGACCACAAAUGAAAUCCAAAGACAGACCAGCGGUUACGAUGACCCCUGGAAAAUCACAGAUGAGCAAAGACAGUAUUACAUAAACCAGUUUAAGACCAUUCAGGCUGAUCUCACUGGUCUAAUCCCAGGCUCUGCCGCGAAGGAAUUCUUUACAAAGUCGAAACUGCCUAUUCUAGAACUGUCUCACAUUUGGGAGCUAUCAGAUUUUGAUAAAGAUGGUGCACUGACCCUGGAUGAGUUUUGUGCUGCAUUUCAUCUCGUGGUCGCUAGGAAAAAUGGUUAUGACCUUCCUGAAAAGCUCCCUGAGAGCCUAAUGCCAAAGCUUAUUGACUUGGAUGACUCAGCAGGAGUUCCAGAACCUGCUACUGAGGUUGGCUUCUCUGCUUCCCCUGUGGAGGUCACACCAAAUAAGUCUCCUUCCAUGCCUUCCCUGAACCAGAACUGGCCUGAGCUCAACCAGAGCAAUGAGCAGUGGGAGACUUUUAGCGAACGCUCCUCAAGCUCACAAACUCUGACCCAAUUUGAUUCUAACAUUGCACCAGCUGACCCUGAUACAGCAAUAGUCCACCCUGUGCCCAUUCGUAUGACACCCAGCAAGAUCCACAUGCAAGAGAUGGAGCUCAAGAGAACUGGAAGUGAUCACACACAUCCAACUAGUCCGUUAAUGGCGAAACCACCAGAACUUUCUGACGAGACCAAGCUAACAGCAACUAUUAAGUUUCCUGGUACCACUGUUGGAGAUGGCUAUAGCAGCUCAGAUUCAUUUACAUCUGAUCAAGAGCCCAUUUCCAGUGCUGUGAACAGACAAAGGUCUCACUCUGGCACCUCUCCGGAAGGACUGAAGGUUGUGGCUCCGCCCCCACCUCCGCCCCGCCCCCAGCCCUCUCACUCACGGUCCUCCUCUCUAGACAUGAACAGAAACUUUGCUGCUGUCCCUGCAGGUUCGCAGCAGACAGGAGUAGUGGCCUUUCCUCCUGCAGUGCCUCCCAGACCACUGCCCACACAGACAUCAGUGCCACAUGGUCACCGUGUAGUAGAGGGAGAUGGUCUUCCAGCACAUACCAGCACGUCACCCCAGCAGAUGCCAGAACAGCCCAACUUUGCUGACUUCAGCCAGUUCCAGGCUUUUGCUGUGGACCAGCCGGCAGAUGACGGAGAGAAACUAUCUGAUAGUGGACAGGCAGAAAGAUGUGCGGAAGCUGCCGUGACGAUGAGAACAGCAAAGAACGAUGUUCAGGCAGAAGAACGAAAUGCAACCACUGUCAACUCUGCCAAAGUAUCCACUCCAUUGGCCCCACCUCCCAAACCCGUCCGUCGAAGACUCAAAUCAGAAGAUGAGCUCAGACCAGAUGUGGAGGACCUUCCCCAAAAGUCUAACGUCAUAGCCACUGUUCUAGCAACCCAGCCCUCAAUUCCACGGUCUAUCGGUAAGGAUAAAAAGGCCAUCCAGGCUUCCAUUAGAAGAAACAAAGAAACGAAUACAGUUUUAGCCAGACUCAACAGUGAAUUACAGCAACAGUUGAAGGACCUGCUAGAAGAAAGAAUAUCGCUUGAAGUGCAACUGGAACAGCUUAGACCUUUUUCGCAUUUGUAACCGGAGUGUGUGCGCUUCAGAUUGAAUGUGUGUAUGAAAGAGUGAUUACACCCCCCCCCCUUUUUUUUUUUUUUUUUUUUUUUUUUUUUUUUUAAGUGGUCUGUUGGAUCCUCUGGCAGGAUGUCCAUUUCACCCAUCUCCACUCCUCUGCUGACUGUGAGAGAAGAGACAAAAUCGCUGCUUCCUCCAGACCGUUCUGUCUCACACAGCCAUUCAGAGGGAUGGGGUCCAGGAUUAUUAUCCGUUAUGGCACUUUGAUGAAACAGAAAGUCUUGAGUGGUUGUAUAUGUAUCACCCCAGACAUUGCAGGUUAUGUUUAGUGUGUGAGGCAAGAGGCUGCAAUUCUGGUUAACAUGAAGGAGCCUCUUCCCCUCCUGUUCUCCAGAGUCUCGAGGCAGCUUGUCAUGUUCUUCCAUGUUAGGGUACCCGUAUGUGCUCAGACAAUCAUGUGAGGCCAUGCACUGGUCCUAAAGGAGGGGAGAACUGAUUUUUGGGAGAUCAGAAGUAUGCUUCAGUAAACUGAUUCUGACAGGCACUUGUUAAAGGGACAGUUCAUCCAAAAAUGUAUUCACCCUCAUGUCAUUACAAACCUGUAAAUGAGGACUGGGACUGUUAAGCUCCACAAAUACAAAAGAAAGGGCAAAAAAAAGUGGUCCAAAUAACUUGUGUGCUAUAUUUGUAGUUAUAUGAUUGUGUUUUGCAAUUAACAAAAGCUGGUUUUCUGCUCAAGUUAACUGGAGUGAGUCAUUGAGUUAACUGGAUCAGUCAAAUUUGCGAACAAUUAAUUUAAAAAAAAAUCUGGAUCAACUGAAUCAUUAAAAAGAUUAGGACGAAAUCAAAUGAAUCACUUGUUCACAAAUCAGACCGUGCUACUUGUGACAAAACGGCAAAAAGAAUUACAAAUAAGUUAUAACGACUUCAAUUUUAAUCUGUUCCUCAAACAAAAUCUAUUUUAUGGCUUCAGUAACUUUGAAAUAUAAUGCACAAGUGAAAUAAGCUGCUACUUUAAUGCUGCUUUUGUUCGUUAGCCCUCAUUUACUUUUAUUAUAUAAUAAAUUCACCUUUUUUGACACACGGAUGAAGGAAACCCGUACGGGUUUGAGUGAUUUUGAGCAAAUUAUUUUUGGAUGAACUAACCCUUUAAUAUUUCUUCCUUGCCAUACCAAUGGACGGCACAUUGUGUGUAUUUGUUUCAUGUGCAUGAGAGAGAGUUUGAGGACAACAGUUGCAAAUGAAUGGCAUCAAAGACUGCUUUAUUUCCUUCUUUUAGCACACUCUGUUGUGGGAUAACAAAAUGACCCGUUCAACCUUGUACAGUCUUUCACCCCGGGAUAGCAGAUGUUCCUCUCUCAGUCUCAACUGUUGGCUGUACCUCAUACGGUACAUCAUCUGCGUCGUAAACUCUGUGACAUCAUUAGUACGUAAUUGUGAGACCUGAAACAAUGACUGCACUUUCUCCCCUUCGGCUUUCAUUUGUCUUUUCUCGUCGCUGUUUUUGCAUGUCGUUCACGAUCUCAUUUCGUAUAAAACGAUGAACCACUUGAUUUGUAUCCGUAACGUCUGAACUAGUGUGACGUUUGUGUUGUUACAUAGACUUGCGCCAUGUCUCUCAUUCAUUCGUUUGUUUUGACUGAUGUCUGUCUUUUCUUUUACUCAUCCUUAAAGCCUUACUUCCUGGUGUGCAGGUUUUCACAGUAAUGUAUCCCCCCAUGUUAAAUCAAGGUGAGCCUUUACUCCCUGCUGUUCAGGCUGAUUUACUGUAUCAGGGGUAUGUUGUAUAUUGUAUGAUACACACCUUUUGAUCUCAUAUGUAAAUUUGCAUUAAUUGCUGACUAACAGCAAAUAUUCUAUUUAAUUGCUUAUAUAAUGGCUGUGGGAUCAUAAAUGUUUAACUGCAUGGAUGUGUCUCUGCAGAAUGGACUAGCAGCUGUGUGAUUUUUACACAAAAUAAAAAUGGCACAAUAUUUUAA
Molecule: messenger RNA, 4848 nt
Organism: Megalobrama amblycephala (Wuchang bream)
Lineage: Eukaryota; Metazoa; Chordata; Actinopteri; Cypriniformes; Xenocyprididae
Gene: reps1
Product: RALBP1 associated Eps domain containing 1
Exons: 20
Coding region: 506-2878 (790 amino acids)
Biological process (GO): endosomal transport; endocytosis
Cellular component (GO): cytoplasm; plasma membrane
Molecular function (GO): protein binding; calcium ion binding
Source: RefSeq, a predicted model, not a curated record